GCGUCGCUUGGCGCCAAAAACGAAACUCCGAGAGAUGCUCUUGCCGCUCAUCCCGCCGCCGCCGUCGCCCCCCCGGGACGAGUCGCCGCCGUGCGAGCCAGUGGUGCUUCCUACGUUGAACUUGCACAGUAUGCCAUCACCGCGUCCGCUUCCCAAGCGGCAACCGCUGCCUGCAGCGACCGUUGUGCCCAUGACGACGCUACACAAGCGCCACGCGAUCCCCGACGUGGUGCUCGACGUCGACGACUGCCACAACAUGGCGGCCAUCGCUGACGCGUUCGCCUCGUCGCUUCACGCGAUCAAGACAAGUUUGGCGCGCAUCGAUGCCACGAUGCACAUUUUCCAAGACGAGAUGGCCGACGCCGACGACAUGGUGCAGCUCAUCCAACUGCGCUGCGCGCACGCCAAGGACAUGUUUGCACGCCUUGUGCACGGCAGUGCAGUUACGAUUCAACGCUGUCUGCGCGGGUUCUUUGGGCGAUUAGUCUUUCGACGCUGCAUUGCAGACCGGGCGGCCCGCAUCAUCCAGCGUGUCGUGCGGCACCGUCGCGUGCGGCGUCUCGCGCAUUAUGUUGUCUUCAAGUCGACCAUGGCGAACACGAUUCUCGGUCUCCGGACAUUCAACAAAUUUAUGCGCGCGCACCCGGGAACGGACCCGUCGCUCGUGUACGACCAGAUCCGCGCGUCGAUCAAGAUCCAGCAGCGCUGGCGGUCUGCGUUCCUCUUGGUGCGCGCGCGGCACGCCGAGAUGGCCGCCGCACAGCACAAGGAGCGGUUGCGCCAGCGCCUCCAGCGGUUUCUCUAUACCUUUUCCCUUGUGUACAACAUUGUCCGCUUUUGGCGCCGCGCCACGAUUUUUCAUUAUUUUACCGUCCCAGCCUACAAGAUUACGCGCAACAACAUCCUCUCGGGGCUCCAGCGCUGGCGUCACGUCGCCAUGUUCCGCUCGACGCGGCGUCAGGCGGUCUCGUUCCAGGGCUCGGACGCCUUCUCCAAGGCCGCCAGAGCGAUUCACGCCGGCUCGUCGUUUGGCAAAGAGCCCAAGGCGUGGUACGCGCGACACUCGGUGCGCAUGAUGGACGAUCGCGGCCGGCGCACGUCGACCUUUGCGUCGGUCGUCGAGGCGGCCAUUGCGGCGCCGCCCAAGCUGCAACUGCAGUCGACGCACCGCACACUGUCGCUGCCCGGCACAAUUGGCCUCGGCGAGUGGUCGGGUCAGGACGACAGCCACGACGUUCCGAUCGUCGUCACGACCACACGGCUCUCGGUGACGACGGUGCCGGCCGAGUUUCACUUGUCGACGCCGCGCACAAAGCCGCCAAAGGACCCGGUCCCCCGGAGCGUCGCCCGCCAAAAGCAAGUGCAGUUUGCGCAAACACUUCAGGACACCAACAAGCGGCGGCGUCUUGCUGUCGCCGCGGCCAAGGCCAAGAAGGAGGCAGCUGCCGACAUAGAGCUCCGCGCUCGCCAAGCAAAGACCGACGCCGACAAGGUCCAGCGCUUGGAACGCAUGAAGCAGCUCGAGAAUGACCUCGAGCAACGCCGCCUAACACGCCUUCGAGAGCAGCAGCGCAAGCGCGACGACGAGGCGCGUCUCAAAGCCGACCAAACAUCCAAGAUCCAAACGGCCAAGCUAAGAAGCACCGACCACCUCAGUUCCGCCACGCGGGGCAUCCAACGCCGGCGCACAAAUCCAACUUCGGGAUCCAGCGCACCCGAGUCGGCAGCAACAGAAUCAGAGACGGGCAACCAGCGUGACGACUAAGGACAUGGUAUGAAAUAGUGUGGGAAGGCAGCCAAGACAUGCACGUCAUUGUCACUCGUCCAGGUCGAAAGGGGUGGGGUUGUUGCAACUUCUGCAGACAAUUUCUGAUUAAGGGAUUUCUAAUUCAGAGAUUCAAGGAUUGGCGCUGUGCCGAUUU
Molecule: messenger RNA, 1922 nt
Organism: Saprolegnia diclina VS20
Lineage: Eukaryota; Oomycota; Saprolegniomycetes; Saprolegniales; Saprolegniaceae
Exons: 11
Coding region: 35-1765 (576 amino acids)
Molecular function (GO): protein binding
Source: RefSeq, a predicted model, not a curated record